Messenger RNA from Humulus lupulus (European hop), 1918 nucleotides. RefSeq names its product 2-oxoglutarate and iron-dependent oxygenase domain-containing protein CP2. Gene Ontology annotation, molecular function: oxidoreductase activity, acting on paired donors, with incorporation or reduction of molecular oxygen; iron ion binding; L-ascorbic acid binding. The record is from RefSeq and is a predicted model, not a curated record. The coding region runs from base 409 to 1560 and encodes 383 amino acids. Lineage: Eukaryota; Viridiplantae; Streptophyta; Magnoliopsida; Rosales; Cannabaceae. The transcript has 9 exons.
ACGAACAAGCGAAUAGUUUUAUAUUCGGUUCGGGUCAGAUUUAACGACCACCAGAAGCAAGUGCAAACGAACCACGCGCCAUUCUAACAGUUUCCCAAAUCCUUUUCCUCGCCUAACAUAAUAAUAGUAAAAGUAAUUGGACAAAGUUAUGUAUGUCAUACUGCAAAAAAUAAAAAGGUUAUGUGUGUCAACUUCCCCAAACCAAACCCUAACUGAGACCACUCUCAUCUCACGUACUACUCGAGAAAUAACACAACAAGAACUUGAACCUGAAUCACCAAACCCUAAUUCCCCAGAUUGACAUUUUACUCGGACGUAACCUAAAGUCUCCAAAAUGCUCCCCAAAGCCUUAGUUGGCGGUUGAAACUUCCUCCAAAAUUCUAGCCUUUUGACUUUAAGGAGGGGGCCAUGUCGCUCGACGGCGGUUCCAUUGACCGUCGAGAAGUGUAUUCGUCGGGAGGUGCGAACGGCGUCGUUUCGGUGGCAGCUUCUGCAGCUGCGUCGAAUCAGAGGCUGAGACUGAACCCAAGCAAGGAGCAUAAGCCUGAGAGUUACGAGGACCUGCAAUUGGAUUUCACUCCGUCGAUUUUCAGCUCUCUCGAGAGGUAUUUGCCGCCUAAUUUGUUGACUGUUCCUCGGGAUGACAAGGUCAAGUUCAUGAGGGAGAUUUUGCUCAAGUACUUGCCUCAUGGAGAGCGUAACAGAGUUCAGAAACAAAGGGAGUACAGGCAGAAGAUAAUAUCAAAUUAUCAGCCUUUACAUAGAGAAAUAUACACAAUGCACCCUGCAAGCACAUUUGUUCCAUCGUUUCUGAAAGCAAUAAGUGAUAAUACCGAGGAAAGCUUUAGAAGUAUUAUGUCUGAACCUUCUCCAGGUGUUUUUACAUUUGAGAUGCUUCAGCCUGGCUUCUGCGAACUGUUGUUAUCUGAGGUUGAGAAUUUUGAAAAGUGGGUUACUGAUGUAAAGUUCCGAAUUAUGAGACCCAAUACAAUGAAUAAGUAUGGUGCUGUUCUUGAUGAUUUUGGCCUUGAAACCAUGCUUGACAAGCUUAUGGAGAGUUUCAUUCGUCCUAUAUCGAAAGUCUUCUUUCCUGAAGUUGGAGGAGCAACUUUAGAUUCUCAUCAUGGUUUUGUUGUUGAAUAUGGUAAAGAUAGAGAUGUUGACUUGGGUUUUCAUGUCGAUGAUUCAGAAGUGACUUUAAAUGUGUGCUUGGGUAAGCAGUUUUCUGGAGGAGAGUUGUAUUUUCGAGGCACACGAUGUGAUAAGCAUGUAAAUACUGGAAGUCAACCUGAGGAGAUCUUUGAUUAUUCCCAUGUCCCAGGCCAAGCUGUGCUUCAUCGUGGACGUCACCGCCAUGGUGCUAGAGCCACAACAUCAGGUCAUCGAAUCAACUUACUUCUAUGGUGCAGAAGUUCGGUCUUCAGAGAGAUGAAGAAGUACCAAAAGGAUUUCUCAAACUGGUGUGGGGAAUGUUUGCGUGAGAAGAAAGAGAGGCAACGCACCUCAAUUGCUGCUACUAAAAGGGAAUUGCUGAGGAGAGAAGGAGAAUCCAAGACAUGACCGGAUGUUUGAGUAUCUUGGUGGCGAGAGACAAAGGUUACAGCUAAAGAUGACACUUAAACUGGAAGCCUACUAGUGCUUUAUCCUAAUGUAGGAUUUGUAUGUACAUUAAUUAUUUUCAAGGUAAUUUAUUGAUCCAGGAAUUUCCUUGUAAAAUCAUGCAUUAGAUGUUAGUGUAGAAAAAAAGAAAAAAGAAAGUCCAUGAUGGAGGUGUUGAGAUUGUAUUUAGGUGAAAGGGUGUUCCAAUAAAGGCCAUUCUUUUUCACCUCCCUCUUAUGAUUGUGAUUGUGAUUGUGAUUAUGUAAUUGAACUCUAAUUUUUACUUUUCAUGGUUUAACGAUGCAAGCUUUUCUUCUUC